AUGUCCCUCUUCCAGAUGCCUCUCGCACUGGCUCCUAACAUUGGCACCAUCAUUGUCUGCCGUUUCAUCGCCGGUUUCGCCGGUGGUGCCCCCUUGACCAACACGGGUGGUACCAUCAGUGAUCUGUGGGAGCGUAACCACAGUGGUGGCCCUAUGGCCUUCUACGGUCUCAGUAGCACAUUUGGCCCGCCCAUGGCCCUGGUGGUCAGCGGCUACAUCGGCCUGAACCUGAACUGGCACUGGAUUUUCUGGAUCAUGAUGGCCAUCACUGGUGGCACCUGGAUUGCGCUGGUCUUGACUGUCCCGGAAACGCGUCACAGCAUCAUCCUUCAGCGCAAGGCCGCCCGCGUGCGCAAGCAGAUGCAACGCGAGGGAUUGCGCUCCGCAGAGACUACCACCGACCUCCACGCAGAAGACCGCAAGGGCCUGCACCAGCUGUUUGCGAUCACCCUCACCCGUCCCUUCCGCUUCCUGUUCACCGAGCCCAUCACCACCUUUUCCGCCAUCUACAACGGCUUCCUCUACGGGCUGGUCUACCUCUUCAACGAAGCCUUCCCUCUCGUCUUUGGCGAACCCAACGGCCACGGCUUCAACGUCGGUCAACAGGGUCUUUGCUUCCUGGGCAUGGCCAUUGGCCCUAUCAUCGCCUGUGCCCUGUCCCCGCUGCAGGAGCGGUACUACCUGCGCCGCGUGGCCGAGAACAGCGGCCGCAGUGUCCCGGAAGCGCGCAUGUGGAUGGCCCGUGUCGGCUCGCUGCUCAUCCCGAUCAGUCUGUUCUGGUUCGGCUGGACCAGCUACCGCUCCGUGCACUGGAUCGUCCCCAUCAUUGCGUCUUCUUUCUUCGGUGCGGGUCUUUACAUCGUCAUCCUCAGUAUCCUCAACUAUGUCGUCGACAGCUACCAGACUUACUCUGCCUCUGCAUUGGCUGGUGUUAUUCUCGUCCGGAACCUUGUCGGUGCUGGCUUCCCGCUGUUCGCUACGCAGAUGUACGAGAAGCUCGACUACGAGUGGGCGUCCAGUCUGCUGGGAUUUAUUGCCAUUCUGCUCGUGCCGAUUCCAUUUAUCUUCUUCUACAAGGGUCGUGCCAUUCGGUUGCGCAGUCCUUGGGCGCGCGAGCACUUUGACUCGGAUGAGGAUAGUCCGCACUAG
Messenger RNA from Aspergillus luchuensis, 1149 nucleotides. RefSeq names its product MFS transporter. The coding region runs from base 1 to 1149 and encodes 382 amino acids. Gene Ontology annotation, molecular function: transmembrane transporter activity. The transcript has a single exon. Lineage: Eukaryota; Fungi; Ascomycota; Eurotiomycetes; Eurotiales; Aspergillaceae. The record is from RefSeq and is a predicted model, not a curated record. Gene Ontology annotation, biological process: transmembrane transport.